Molecule: messenger RNA, 767 nt
Organism: Phanerochaete carnosa HHB-10118-sp
Lineage: Eukaryota; Fungi; Basidiomycota; Agaricomycetes; Polyporales; Phanerochaetaceae
Exons: 4
Coding region: 45-530 (161 amino acids)
Source: RefSeq, a predicted model, not a curated record
AUCCGACAGCUACAUCAUCCAGCAGCACUUCACCCACCAGCGUCAUGGAGAGAAUCAAGGAGCGUCUUGCAUCCCUGCGCCAAGAGGCAGACAACGCCAUCGCGCGUGCAGAAGGAGCAGAGGCCAAAGUAAAGCAGCUUGACCAGCAGCUCCUCGAGAAGGAACAGGAGGUCAAAUCUCUCCGAGUGAAGCUCGACCUCGCGGACGCCAACCUCGAGAAGUCCGAAUCCAAGCUGACCGAGACCAAGGCUGCCGCGCUGGAUGCAGAGUCGAGCAAGACGACGAUAGAUGCUCUACAGCGCAAGGUGCAGCUUCUUGAGGAGGAGCUCGAUGCGGCAGAGAAGCACUCCAAGGAAGUCGUCGAGAAACUCAGGCAAGUGGACGUCAAGGCUGAGGAGUUCGAGCGGCGCUGCCAUUCACUCGAUCAGGAGCGCGAGCAGUGGGAGAAGAAGUACGAGGAAACGCAAGAGAAGCUCCGCAAGUCCCAAGCGGAGCUCGACGACCUCGUUUCACACAUGCAAGACCUCUAGGCCUGCUCUCCAUGUUUACCAUCUUUGCUAUGAUCAUCAUAAUCACGCGACGGGUCGCACUUUACGAUACAACCCUGGAAUCGUCCUCUCUCUCGUGGGUUCUGAUGUCGUUGUCUAUAUACCACAAACAAGAAAUCAAAGCGCAUAACACAAAUUAGAAUCUCGUUCUAAAUCUCACUGCGUAGCCAGAUGAUGAAGUUGCAAGAAUAUAACUACAAUUCCAUUAAAUGCUACACG